Molecule: messenger RNA, 501 nt
Organism: Geodia barretti
Lineage: Eukaryota; Metazoa; Porifera; Demospongiae; Tetractinellida; Geodiidae
Source: the annotation of a GenBank genome assembly
GUGUGUCUGUCUGUCUGUCUGUCUGUUACUCUCAAUCUCACUUCUCGGGUGUUUGUUCGUCUCACAAAGGAUACGGCCUACUUUAGAUUCGCCCGAAUUGCGUGGGAGGCACUGUCGCAAAUCGCGGAAUUGCGCUGCUUGACGGGUCCCUGGGCUUGCGCAUGGUCUUCCGACGCCCAUUUCCUCGGCAUUCCCCGCAGAGAGCAAGAGAAUGGAUUCCUCAAGGUCUUUUGUAAAAGCAAUCACCAGAUGUAAUCAAGCUAUUCUGAAUGAGUAGUUACCCUGUCCUUCCUCUCACAUUGUGUGUAACAGUACAAAAGCAUUCACGACAUGUAUUUUGAACGAGUAGCUACCUUGUCCUUUCUCUCACAUGCUGUAUAAAAGUAUGAAAGCAUUUAUGACUUGUAAUCAAUACCCCGGCCCUGGCCCUGCUCGAUUCGCCCUGCAACUCGCCUGCGACUCCCCGGCCCCCUGCUCGAUUCGCCCUGAAACUGGCCUGCG